AUGGAAAAUACUUGGUUUGCUACGUUCAUUCUGGCAUUCCUUGCUGUGUCAGUGACGCAGUUGGGCAAAGCGGAAAGACCAGAUGCAGAUGCGAGAAAGCCCUAUAUUGUUCACAUGGUUAAGACCAUGAAGCCUCAUCAUUUCGAUUUACACCAACACUGGUACGCUUCAUUGCUCAGCCAAGUCUCGCGAUCAGAUCCCAGUGCAAAUGAGUUGUUAUACACAUAUGACACUCUUUUGCACGGAUUUGCUGCGAGCCUGAGCAGCGCAGAGGCUGAAGCCAUGGAUGGUAUGGAGGGGUGCUUGGCUGUAAUUCCAACUUCCUUCACUAAAAUUGGCACAACUCACACCCCUGAGUUUCUUGGUCUCGCCUCAAUUUCCUCUCAUUUUUCUGGACUGUGGUCGGAGUACUCUACAUAUGGCAAAGAUAUCAUUGUGGGCAUGAUCGACACGGGAAUAUGGCCUGAAAGCAAGAGUUUCAAUGAUGAAGGCCUUGGACCUGUUCCGGCUAGAUGGAAAGGCACAUGCGAAAGCGGAAAGAACUUCAAUUCCUCCCAUUGCAAUAGAAAAAUUAUUGGAGCUCGAUACUACUACAAAGGCUACGAGCAGUACGGGACUCCUAUUAAUGAAACCACGGAAUACAAAUCUCCUAGGGAUCGCACCGGCCAUGGUACACACACAGCAUCAACUGUUGCCGGAGCUUCUGUGCCUGCUGCGAGUUUCUUCGGUUUUGCCAACGGAACGGCCAGAGGGAUGGCCCCUGAAGCUAGACUGGCCAUCUACAAAGCCUGUUGGGAAGAUUACUGCUAUGACGUAGACACGGUUGCUGCUAUGGACCAAGCUGUUGCUGACGGCGUCGACAUCAUAUCUAUCUCAAUUCAUUCGUCAGGCGAUCUGCCAUUUGACCAGGACGUUAGAGGCAUCGCUGCAUUUGGGGCCAUGGAAAAAGGUGUUUUUGUUUCGGCAAUUGCAGGCAACUACGGACCUUAUUCGUCUACUCUUAGUAACACGGCGCCCUGGAUGACUACCGUGGGCGCGAGCAGCAUUGACAGAGAUUUCAGUGCUUCUGUUGUCCUUGGCAAUGAUCAGAUUUAUAGAGGUACCUCUACCUAUAUUCCAGUAAACGGAACGUUCCAAGGGCCUCUUCCUUUGGUUUAUGUAUCCACUAACAAUAGCUCAAGGCGUUGCCUCGAUGGCAGCCUUGAUCCCAAUUUGGUGAAGGGUAAAAUCGUUGUGUGCGAUCAGCUGCUAUUCUCCACCAACGACGAUGAGUAUGGUCCUCAGGGGAAGGGUGAUGUAGUGGCCAAAGCAGGGGGUGCAGGAAUGAUUGUUGCAAAUGAAAGGCUAAUUGGGACCCAGCAGCAAUCGACGGACGCUUUUAAUUUGCCUGCCAUUACUGUUAGUUUCACAGAUGGAGAAAAAAUCAAAGUCUACAUCAACAACACCGCCAAUAAUGCCAUGGCCACCUUGAACAUCACAGGCUCAACUGUUGUGGGAAACCAAACAAUUGCUCCCAUGGUAGCUGCGUUUUCUUCAAGGGGCCCAAGCAAGGGGUAUCCACACAUUCUCAAGCCCGACUUGAUUGCUCCCGGUGUGAAUAUAUUGGCAGCAUACGCCGGAGACAUUGCGGACUAUGAGUUAUUAUCGGGUACUUCAAUGGCGUGUCCUCACGUUAGCGGCGUUGCAGCUCUCCUAAAAAGUAUACAUCCGACGUGGAGCCCUGCGGCCAUACAGUCUGCUCUCAUGACGUCUUCUUACACGGUUGAUAACGCAGGGCAGCCUAUUAGGGAUUCAUAUAUGGAACCAGCCAACCCCUUUGGAAUGGGUGCAGGUCACGUGGAUCCAAAUGCUGCGGUAGAUCCUGGACUUAUCUAUGACAUGGCACCUCAAGACUACAUCAACUUCCUCUGUUCCCUCAACUACACCCAAGAAAAUAUUGCCCUCCUCACAAAAGAGACAGCUUUCUGUCCUAUCACCACUUUUGAAGCAGGCGAUCUCAACUAUCCAUCUUUCUCCGUAGUAUUUGAGUCAGGGAGUAAAUUGCUUCAGGUGAAGAGAAGAAGAGUAACUUAUGUGGGUACACAAGCUUCUGCAGUUUAUCAAGUCACGGUGAAGAACCCUCCUGGAGUCCACAUAAGCGUGGAACCACAGAAAUUAGCGUUCACAAAGCUGAAUGAGACUGCUAGUUAUAGUGUAACCUUCCGAACCAAUUUAACUUCUAGUGAUGUGACAAUUGGAUUUGGAGAGAUAGGGUGGAAGUGUAUCGAAGGUGGGACACAGCUUGUUCGUAGCCCAGUGGCCAUAAUAUGUCAGAAGAAGAAUCAGUGCAUUGAAUAUGAUGCUAGCAUUGUUAAAUUUCAUGAAGUAUUUUUGUUUGAUCCUGGUAGGAGUCUGAACAUUACUGUAAAAGCAGAAGUGGCACCGAAUCCCAUGUCUGAUUCCGCAAUAGUGCAUCCAUUUCUUCGCACAUUGCAGCAUGCUAGUUAUCACAGUCUACAUUUUUACAAGCUUCUUUGGAAAUCAGCGACCUAUGGAGUUUUGUCCACAUUGGGUGUAGACAAGUCAUGGGAGAGUGCACCUGCAGAGGCAUCUUUCUCUGCCUACGUUGGACGUAUGGGUAGGGAGCUAGGUCUGCAGGAGGGGACUGCCACAUCACCGUUGGCAGGGAAGGUGCACCAUGGUGGCAGGGAGCCUAUGAAGGCUGGUGAGCGUAGGGGAAGGUGGGGUGGAGAGCUCGUGUAG
Molecule: messenger RNA, 2742 nt
Organism: Cryptomeria japonica (Japanese cedar)
Lineage: Eukaryota; Viridiplantae; Streptophyta; Pinopsida; Cupressales; Cupressaceae
Product: subtilisin-like protease SBT1.7
Exons: 4
Coding region: 1-2742 (913 amino acids)
Biological process (GO): proteolysis
Molecular function (GO): serine-type endopeptidase activity
Source: RefSeq, a predicted model, not a curated record